AUGGAUUCUAGGCUUGCCGCUGAGGAUGUAGUGUUCUUAAUAGUGCCGUUUCCACUCCAAAGCCACCUAAACCAGCUCCUUCGCCUCUCAACCCUCAUCAGCUCCCGUGGCUUCUCCGUUCACUAUGCCACCACCGUUCUCCAUUGCCGUCAGGUCGAGCUCCGGCACGAUACGCCCAUCAACACUACUUGUCCAAUAAUAUUCCAUCAACUCCUUACACCCCCUUUUCUUUCUCCUCCACCCGAACCAUCCAUCUCUUCUGUUAAGUUUCUCGACCAUCUUAAGCCGACCUUUGAAGCCUCACAAACCUUGCGCGAACCUGUCGCUGCGUUGCUAAGGGAACUUUCCUCAACUACAACUAGAACUGGAACUGGAACUAGAAGACUGGUCAUCGUCCACGACAGCCUAAUGAAUUAUGCCGUCCAGGAUGCUGCUUCUCUUCCGAAUGCGGAGUCCUAUUCUUUCAAUUGUGGCUCAGUCUUCUGCACAUUCUGUUUUACCUGUCAGUUCACGGGGAGACCUUUCCCUGUCGAGUUGGAACCGGAGUCCAUUCCAACUUUAGACAAUUGCUUCAACAUUGAGAUCCUGAAACUUUUCGGCAAUGAAGAUGAAUUUGAUCUUAACAGACAUGGUAAGCUAUUCAACACCUGCCGAGCAAUGGAGGGCACUUACCUAGACUUACUAGUCGAAACAAUGUCCGCUGAGAAGGUCCAGAAGGAGAAGCUAUGGGCAAUCGCGCCCUUGUUUCCAGUAAUUACAGAAAACGACUACGACAAACCUCACCCAACCUUGGAGUGGCUCGAUAAACAACCACCAAAUUCGGUGAUAUACGUAUCAUUUGGGUCAACAACACUCAUGAGCCGUGAACAGAUCAAUGAGCUGGCUAUAGGAUUGGAAGAAAGUAAACAGAGGUUCCUAUGGGUGUUGAGAGAUGCCGACCGAGUAGACAUAUUCAACGCUGAAUCCACAAUCCUUCAGCUGCCUGAAGGGUUCGAGGAGCGGGUGAAAGGGGUGGGAAAAGUGACGAGAGAUUGGGCUCCUCAGCUUGGGAUUCUCCGGCACCCAUCGGUUGGAGGUUUUAUGAGCCACUGCGGCUGGAACUCAUGUCUCGAGAGCCUUACCAUGGGAGUGCCAUUGGCUACAUGGCCAAUGCACUCCGACCAGCCGCAUAACGCCUUACUCAUCACCCACAUACUCAAAGUGGGAGUUCAGGUCAUGGGUUGGGGAGAACGUGAUCAACUAGUGACCUCAUCUGCCAUUAAGAAAAGCAUUGAAAAUUUGAUGGCAUCGAGUGAAGGACAUGAGAUUAGAACAAGAGCGGAAGAAUUGGGAAGAGCUAUCAGGCAAUCAGUAGAGGGCGACCACCACGGAGAAUUGAAUUCUUUCCUAGCCUACGCAACUAGAUGA
This is a messenger RNA of Impatiens glandulifera, 1407 nucleotides long. Its product is annotated as zeatin O-glucosyltransferase-like. Gene Ontology annotation, molecular function: UDP-glycosyltransferase activity. Lineage: Eukaryota; Viridiplantae; Streptophyta; Magnoliopsida; Ericales; Balsaminaceae. The record is from RefSeq and is a predicted model, not a curated record. The coding region runs from base 1 to 1407 and encodes 468 amino acids. The transcript has a single exon.